Messenger RNA from Phanerochaete carnosa HHB-10118-sp, 2527 nucleotides. RefSeq lists its product as uncharacterized. Gene Ontology annotation, molecular function: RNA polymerase binding; transcription coregulator activity. Lineage: Eukaryota; Fungi; Basidiomycota; Agaricomycetes; Polyporales; Phanerochaetaceae. The transcript is spliced from 9 exons. Gene Ontology annotation, cellular component: nucleus. The coding region runs from base 32 to 2212 and encodes 726 amino acids. The record is from RefSeq and is a predicted model, not a curated record.
AUGACAGCAUAGUUUUGGCCAUAAAGCCAGCAUGCAGUCUCUGCCAUUCGUUCCUCCCGCAGCUAUUCCGCCACCGCUUCCUCCCGGCUGGUCUGAACAUACCAGUCCUACGGGACAGCUUUACUACUAUAAUGUGGUCACAAAAGAGUCUACGUAUACCAGACCCUUGCCCGCGUUUCCUAUACCAAAGAAGAAGGAAAAGCCGCUUGUCAAAACACCUAUCCCCGGGACGGACUGGCUUCGCGUGAAGACUACAGAAGGUAAUGUCUUCUACAGUCACAAGACCGAGAGACGGAGUCUGUGGACGGUGCCAGAUGAGAUUAAGGAAGCUGUAGAAGAGCUAGAAAGGCGGGAAGCGGAGGAGAGGAGGAGAGGGAGAGACGAGGAGGAGGCGAAGCGUAAGGCCGAGGAAGAGGAAAGGAAAGAGGCCGAGAGAGUGAAGGCAGAGGUAAAGGCUGGAAAGCGGAAAGCGGAGGUAGUACCGGUCGAGGAGGUGGUUAUCUCGAAAAAGGCGAAGAUGGAAGAAGAUGAGGCUGGGGCUAAAGAUGAAGACGACGACGACGAAGAUGAAGAUGAAGACGAGAGCGACAUGGAGGACUGGCAGCGCGAGGCGGCGGAACAGCUGGCCAAAGAGGCGGAAGAGGAGCAGAAAAGGCUAGAGGAGGUAAAGAAACGAGAAGAAGAAGAGGAAAAGGAAAGGAUGAAGGCAGAGGCUGAAACGCAGAAGAACAAGCCUUUGAAUAUGCCAGACAAGGUCGAUCUCUCCAUAGAUGAGGCGAAGGCUCUCUUCAAGACUCUCCUUCGCGAAAAGGAUAUCAACCCGCUGCACCCGUGGGACAGUGCCCUACCUCUGUUCGUGAAUGAUCCUCGCUAUGUCCUCCUUCCUUCGGUCUCUGUACGCAAGGAAGCGUUCGAUGAAUAUUGCCGUGACCGUGCACGCGAACUGCGACAAAGCAAGGUUAAGCAGGAGAAGGCCGCCGCGAACCCGAAGGAAGAGUUCGAGCAGUUGCUUAAAGAUGAGGUUAAGAGUACACGGACAAACUGGACAGAAUGGAGGAGGCAAUGGAAGAAAGAUCGACGAUUUUACAGUUGGGGCAAGGACGACCGAGAACGGGAGAAGAGAUUCAGAGAAUAUCUGAAGGAACUUGGUGAAAAGAAGCGUGCCGCUGCGCAGAAAGCUGAAUCCGAUUUCUUCGCUCUGCUCAAGGAAAGCGGUAUCUUCAUGCUCGGAGCUGUAUGGAAGGAUGUCAAGAAAAAGAUCGUCGAUGACCCUCGCUAUGAUGCUGUAGGCUCGUCGUCUCUCCGCGAGGAACUGUUCAGUACCUUCAUGAAGGCACAGGGUGUCGCUGCCACACCCACACCCGAGCCUGGCCAGGUUCAGGUCGACGGUAAUGACCAGGAUGAUCACGUUGAGGGUGAGACAGAAAAGGAGCGCAAACGUGAGGAACGAAAGGAACGUGCGGUCCGAGAACGUGAAGAAAAGAUCAAGGCCGAACGCAGCAAGCUUGACAUUGAGAUUGACCGUAGCAGAUCUGGUCUUAACAAGGAGGAAUCCGAGCUCGAGUUCAAGACUCUCCUGGUUGAUGCGAUACGUGACCCACAGGUCAGAUGGGACGACGUACUUCUGCAGCUGGAGAGGGACCCCCGCUUCACACGUUCAGUCCUGCCGCUUAAUCAGCGGCUCCAUUUGUUCCACACGCACGUUACGCAGCUCCGCACUAAACACCUUGGCAAUUUGCACGCGCUGUUCGCGUCCCACUCGCCAUCACUCAACGCACGGUUCGCCGAGCUGCCCGUGUCAUCGUUAGUCACCUCGCUACCGGCGACAAAACUUGGAUACGACGUGCAUGCGCUUGAGGACGAAUAUGAACGGUGGAACCGCGAGCGCGUUCAAGAAGCGAGACACGGGUUUGACCAGAUGCUUGCCGAGAACUCAUUUGUCGAGUUCUGGGGACGCUUAGGCAAGAUUGGUGGGCAGGGUGUCGACAAGAGCAUCAAGGCGGAUGAUAUUGGUGAAGAUGAUGAGGAAGUGGUCGAUAUGAAGGCACUAGCAAAAACUGUUGAUCUCAAGGAGAUGGUCAAGGUCCUGAAGAAUGAUAAACGAUAUCUGGUACUUGAUCAUAUCCCUGAACAAAGAGAACAGUGGCUGCGCGACUAUCUCGUGAACCUAUCAGCGCCCAAGCUAUCUGUCCACAUUCCGGAGUCUUCAUGAUGCGAACCGGACCCGUGAUGCACAGACUCCAUCUCUGCGCCCGUCCCCAGCGCCUGAUAGAAUGUUAUCAUGAUCACAUUGCCCUCCGCGCCUGUGCUUUUCAUUGCAUUGCAUCACAGCCUCUGCACUUGUUCUGAUCAUGUGCCCGCUGUUCUCACCUAACGACAAGUUGAUCUAAUGGCAGAGGCGACUACGAUCCUGACAGCAAUGCUAUUUAGCUAACGGACUAUCAGCGUGAUUAACAUGCCCUGCACUUUGUAAUAUUUACGAGCUUCGUCUAUGCAUCUCACGGUGGCGCUUUGCGUAAAGCAUUAC